This is a messenger RNA of Oncorhynchus kisutch (coho salmon), 2909 nucleotides long. RefSeq names its product calcium-binding mitochondrial carrier protein SCaMC-2-B-like. The transcript has 10 exons. Gene Ontology annotation, molecular function: calcium ion binding. The record is from RefSeq and is a predicted model, not a curated record. Gene Ontology annotation, biological process: transmembrane transport. The coding region runs from base 83 to 1621 and encodes 512 amino acids. NCBI's taxonomy places the organism in Eukaryota, Metazoa, Chordata, Actinopteri, Salmoniformes, Salmonidae. Gene Ontology annotation, cellular component: mitochondrial inner membrane.
GAGCAAAUUACGUUGCCGAGUGGGGAAAAAAUACAUCGUAGGAGCCAAUGAAAUAGGUCUAUUUUUAAAAGGGAGUGGUUUCAUGGGUUUCUAUAACACAACGCACUUCCUUACCGGCAUUUUAGUAUUAACACGCGAAGUUGAACAGUCUUUGGUGUACUUACUAGCUAUUUAUUUAUUGUGGAACGUGUUUACCUUUACUUUAAAUAUGCUUGGCCUGUGCCUUUAUGUGCCUGUUCCGAAUUCGGAUGCGGCUGAAUUCGAGUAUUUUGAGUCCAAUGGACUACCAUCGGAGUUGAAAUCGCUCUUCAAAUUGAGUGUGUUUCUACCUUCACAAGAGUUUUCUACUUAUCGGAAAUGGAGAAAGAAAGUAGUGAAAAUUGCAGAUAAGGACCUGGAUGAGCAGAUGGUCUUUGAGGAGUUUGUGAACUAUUUGAAGGAUCAUGAGAAAGACCUGAGACUUGUCUUCAAGAGCCUGGACAGAAGGAGAGCUGGUCAAAUAUAUUCUAAGGAAAUCAUGGAGUCACUCCAGGACCUUGGUGUUCACAUAUCACAGCAGCAUGCCGAGAAGAUCCUACAAUGCAUGGAUAAGAAUGGCACAAUGACCAUCGACUGGAAUGAGUGGAGCAACUACCCUCUGCUACACCCCAAAGAGAACAACAUCCCUGAGAUCACCCUCUACUGGAAACACUCCACGCUCUUUGAUGUAGGUGAGAAUCUGAUGGUGCCUGAUGACUUCACAACAGAGGAAAAACUGACAGGAAUGUGGUGGAGGCAUCUGGUUGCAGGCGGAGGUGCAGGAGCAGUGUCCCGAACAUUCACCGCCCCCUUAGACCGACUCAAAGUACUCAUGCAGGUCCAUGGUUCCAGUAGCAACAACAUGUGCAUCAUGAGUGGGCUCACCCAGAUGAUCAAAGAAGGUGGGAUGAGGUCGCUGUGGAGAGGGAACGGAAUGAACAUCGUCAAAAUUGCACCUGAAACUGCCAUUAAGUUCAUGGCUUAUGAGCAGAUCAAGCGUUUGAUUGGCAGUGAUAAGGAGACACUUGGCAUCCUGGAGCGUUUUGUAGCUGGCUCUAUGGCUGGAGUCAUCGCUCAGAGCACCAUCUACCCCAUGGAGGUUCUGAAAACACGGCUUGCCUUGCGAAAGACUGGUCAGUACUCUGGCAUCUCUGACUGUGCAAAGAACAUCUUUAGGAGAGAGGGACUGGGUGCCUUUUACAAGGGCUUUAUCCCCAACAUGAUGGGCAUCAUCCCCUACGCUGGAAUCGACCUGGCUGUGUAUGAGACAUUGAAGAACUCCUGGUUAGAAAAGUAUGGCACCAAAAGUACUGACCCGGGAGUGUUAGUUCUGCUUGGCUGUGGCACAAUCUCCAGCACCUGUGGUCAGCUGGCCAGCUACCCCCUAGCCCUGGUCAGGACCCGCAUGCAGGCACAAGCCAUGAUGGAGGGCAGCCCACAGAUGACAAUGUCAGGGCUCUUCAAACAAAUCAUUCAGACAGAAGGGGCCACUGGCCUCUACAGGGGCCUGGCCCCUAACUUCCUGAAGGUCAUUCCAGCUGUCAGCAUCAGCUAUGUGGUGUACGAGAACCUGAAGAUGUCGCUGGGAGUUAAGUCGCGAUGAGAAGGUGACUCACGACAUCUGAAUGGUUCAGCUUUGAUAUGUGUGCGUGCGUGAGUGAGAUCCCUCCGAGUUGAGGCUAAGGAAUCUCUAACACUUAUGGUUUGUGGAGCCAUCUCAUUCUAUGAAUGCCAGAAGAUGGAGUAGAACAAGGGAUAAUAGAAUGAAAAGACAAGGUAUCAACUCUGUGAGCUGAAAUGGAGGGGGGCGGCGUCCCUCAAUAUUGCUAUUUCUAAUAUUAUUUAAUAGUUUAUUUUAGAAGAUCAAUUGUUGAGUUAUUACCAGAAUUUGACAAUUCUUGCUGUUUCCAGUUUGUGGUUUUGUGCCUCUGUAAGAAUGUUCCUGUCUUUGGUUUCACUCAGUAAAUGAGGCUAUGCAACAGUGCAAACUGCACCAGACUCAUUAAGUAGAAACUACUUCAGUAAUGCACAACAAAUGUUUUUGACUAACAUUAUGUAUUCAGACAUUUUCCUUAGCAUUAAUGGGUUUUCUGAGUAGUUAUUGGUUAUCCCUCCCACAUUUGCCUGAUAUGAAAAUUAUAUUUGUUCAUGUUCCUAGAAUAUAAGAAAUUGGGAAAAAGCACGUGGUGAUUAUUUCCCCUUCUCACUUGGUGCAGAUAGACAAUUUAUUCACACUGCCAUUUAUUUUUGUUUUUUAAUGUCUGGGUAUGACAGUUAAGAAUGGCAUGUUUUUUAUUGUCUGGGUAUGACAGUUAAGAAUGGCAUGUUUUUUAUUGUCUGGGUAUGACAGUUAAGAAUGGCAUGUUUUUUAUUGUCUGGGUAUGACCGUUAAGAAUGGCGUGUUUUUUAUUGUCUGGGUGUGACAGUUAAGAAUGGCAUGUUUUUUGUUGUUCAGAACACAGCACUAACUGGCUUUAUGUUCAUAGGUUUGAUUGUUAUGGAUAACUAGAGAGAGCCAUAUUAUGUACAAGUAUUGUGGGUGUGUUUGCAAAAUAAGAUCUCAUUGGCUUCUUAUGCAAUGUUAAAGAGCAUGUAUUUAUAAACGUUUUCAAUGCAAAUCAUGCAAUAAAUUAUUGCUCUAGUCCGUCCUGCAUAUUUUCACUUAAUAUAUAACUGUAAUAGUUUGUCCAUUUACAUUUAGUUGGUUAUUAUGGAAAUGCACAAUAAUUACUUCUGCAAAUCUCUGUAUAUGAGCUCAAGUCAAGAUCAGGAGAGUCUUGGUUGUCAGGACACUUAAUCAUUGUCUUUAUACCUAAAACCAAACAUGAUUUUAGAGCUUUGAGAAGAUCGAUGAGUAAUACUAAUGCACUUUAAUUCAUGCUGGAGACACU